CAGUUCAGUUUCGAACCCUUGUGCUGAGUGUUCAUCUCCGAGUACCAGAGACAUCUUUCGCAGAUCAUCGAGCAAUUUCGUGAAAUAAAACAACUGGCAUUUAAUGCCUCCCGAUCUACAGUGCUAACACAAUCCAAUCCCCUUUCAAUUGGUUCAACUUAGUUGAAAGUAUAAAAAAACAAAGACAAUCUGGGACACAUUUCGAUAAGUGCGAAAUACUCCCCAAACACCCAUUUGUCGCGGACUUUGAGUUUGGCUUUUGAAUGCUGCUGCUGCUGAACGGAAAAAUCAUAAACCUCGAUCGGCAUUUCGCAGAGUGCUGGAAGCUAAGCUUUAUAAGAAACUUUGAAUUUUUCUCCCUCCUCAGUGUUAUUUCCCUAACCGCUGCUAAAAUGGCCGCCAUUCCCCAAGGUGCAUUCGCCGCAUGCAAGAUCCGCGAGCAAUUUAACGAACGCGAGAUGAUCGUCGCCCGUCUGAGGUCCGCUGCCUCCGAUAAGGGUUCCGUUGACAACGGCAACGCUCUAACCCAGCGCGAGUACUCCCCGAACAAGUACAACGACAAGCUAAUGAACUCCAUCUGGGGCCUGUACAAUCGCUAUUCGCCCCAUAAUGUGAAGAAGAAUGAGUACGCCCCCACCAAGUGAAGACCUAAAGGGGGCACGACGGCUUCCUCAAGGUCCAGUUGUCGUGUCCCAACUCCGCCAGCAUCCCCACCAGGAUGUUGGCCCCCCUCACUUAUAUACUCAAAAAACUAUAAUCUCAUACACUAUAAUCUCAUACACUAUAAUCUCAGACAAUUUAAACACUUGAAAACCGUUGUUAACAAAUAUAUACAUAUUUUAUUAUAUUAUGUUUGUAAAUGUCACUAAAUACUUAUGAUAUUGCAUGUAAAGGAACAAAUCAAAGAAGCCUAAUUUAAUUUAAUGCUUUUUAUAUAAGUGGAAACUAUAUCCACACACACUGUAAUCUCAAUCAAUCAAAUAUCUAUUUAAUUUUGUAAUGUUUGUAAAUUUCAAUAAAUACUUAUGAUAUUGUAUGUAAAGGGA
Molecule: messenger RNA, 1046 nt
Organism: Drosophila rhopaloa
Lineage: Eukaryota; Metazoa; Arthropoda; Insecta; Diptera; Drosophilidae
Exons: 3
Coding region: 264-644 (126 amino acids)
Source: RefSeq, a predicted model, not a curated record